This is a messenger RNA of Acomys russatus (golden spiny mouse), 2485 nucleotides long. RefSeq names its product signal transducer and activator of transcription 3 (gene Stat3). Gene Ontology annotation, biological process: defense response; growth hormone receptor signaling pathway via JAK-STAT; regulation of cell population proliferation. NCBI's taxonomy places the organism in Eukaryota, Metazoa, Chordata, Mammalia, Rodentia, Muridae. Gene Ontology annotation, molecular function: DNA-binding transcription factor activity, RNA polymerase II-specific; RNA polymerase II cis-regulatory region sequence-specific DNA binding. The record is from RefSeq and is a predicted model, not a curated record. The coding region runs from base 37 to 2349 and encodes 770 amino acids. The transcript has 23 exons.
UUUGGUUUACAGUCGUGACCCUCCGAUUGCGGCAGGAUGGCUCAGUGGAACCAGCUGCAACAGCUGGACACUCGGUACCUGGAGCAGCUUCACCAGCUGUACAGUGACAGCUUCCCCAUGGAGCUGCGGCAGUUCCUGGCGCCUUGGAUUGAGAGUCAGGACUGGGCAUACGCAGCCAGCAAAGAGUCGCACGCCACGUUGGUGUUUCAUAACCUCUUGGGUGAGAUUGACCAACAGUACAGCCGCUUCCUGCAGGAGUCCAAUGUCCUCUAUCAGCACAACCUGCGAAGAAUCAAGCAGUUCCUGCAGAGCAGGUAUCUUGAGAAGCCAAUGGAAAUCGCCCGGAUCGUGGCCCGGUGCCUGUGGGAAGAGUCUCGCCUCCUCCAGACAGCAGCCACUGCAGCCCAGCAAGGGGGCCAGGCCAACCACCCCACCGCUGCCGUGGUGACGGAGAAGCAGCAGAUGCUGGAGCAGCACCUUCAGGAUGUCCGGAAGCGCGUGCAGGAUCUGGAACAGAAAAUGAAAGUGGUAGAGAAUCUUCAGGAUGACUUUGAUUUCAACUAUAAAACCCUCAAGAGUCAAGGAGACAUGCAGGAUCUGAAUGGAAACAACCAGUCUGUGACCAGGCAGAAGAUGCAGCAGCUGGAGCAGAUGCUCACAGCGCUGGACCAGAUGCGGAGGAGCAUCGUGAGCGAGCUGGCGGGGCUUUUGUCAGCAAUGGAGUAUGUGCAGAAGACACUCACAGACGAAGAGCUGGCUGACUGGAAGAGGAGACAGCAGAUUGCGUGCAUCGGCGGCCCUCCCAACAUCUGCCUGGACCGUCUGGAAAACUGGAUAACUUCGCUAGCAGAAUCUCAACUUCAGACCCGCCAACAAAUUAAGAAACUGGAGGAGUUGCAGCAAAAAGUGUCCUACAAGGGGGACCCUAUCGUGCAACACCGGCCCAUGCUGGAGGAGAGGAUUGUGGAGCUGUUCAGAAACCUAAUGAAAAGUGCCUUCGUGGUGGAGCGGCAGCCCUGCAUGCCCAUGCACCCUGACCGGCCCUUAGUCAUCAAGACUGGCGUCCAGUUCACCACUAAAGUCAGGUUGCUGGUCAAAUUUCCUGAGUUGAAUUAUCAGCUUAAAAUUAAAGUGUGCAUUGAUAAAGACUCUGGAGAUGUCGCGGCCCUCAGAGGGUCUCGGAAAUUUAACAUUCUGGGCACGAACACAAAAGUCAUGAACAUGGAGGAGUCCAACAAUGGCAGCCUGUCGGCAGAAUUCAAGCACUUGACCCUGAGGGAGCAAAGAUGUGGGAAUGGGGGCCGUGCCAACUGUGAUGCCUCCUUGAUUGUGACUGAGGAGCUGCACCUGAUCACCUUUGAGACUGAGGUGUACCACCAAGGCCUCAAGAUCGACCUAGAGACCCACUCCUUGCCAGUUGUGGUGAUUUCUAACAUCUGUCAGAUGCCCAAUGCUUGGGCAUCAAUCCUGUGGUAUAACAUGCUGACCAACAACCCCAAGAAUGUGAACUUCUUCACCAAGCCCCCGAUUGGAACCUGGGACCAGGUGGCCGAGGUACUCAGCUGGCAGUUCUCAUCCACCACAAAGCGAGGGCUGAGCAUUGAGCAGCUGACCACGCUGGCCGAGAAGCUCCUAGGACCUGGUGUGAACUACUCAGGCUGUCAGAUCACAUGGGCUAAAUUUUGCAAAGAGAACAUGGCUGGCAAGGGCUUCUCCUUCUGGGUUUGGCUGGACAAUAUCAUCGACCUUGUGAAAAAGUAUAUCUUGGCCCUUUGGAAUGAAGGGUACAUCAUGGGCUUCAUCAGCAAGGAGCGGGAGCGGGCCAUCCUAAGCACAAAGCCCCCGGGCACCUUCCUGCUGCGGUUCAGCGAGAGCAGCAAAGAAGGAGGGGUCACUUUCACUUGGGUGGAAAAGGACAUCAGUGGCAAGACCCAGAUCCAGUCUGUAGAGCCGUACACCAAACAGCAGCUCAACAACAUGUCAUUUGCUGAGAUCAUCAUGGGCUAUAAGAUCAUGGAUGCUACCAACAUCCUGGUGUCCCCACUGGUCUAUCUCUAUCCUGACAUUCCUAAGGAGGAGGCAUUCGGAAAGUAUUGCCGACCAGAGAGCCAGGAGCACCCUGAAGCUGACCCAGGUAGCGCUGCCCCUUACCUGAAGACCAAGUUCAUCUGUGUGACCCCAACGACCUGCAGCAAUACCAUUGACCUGCCGAUGUCCCCCCGCACUUUAGAUUCAUUGAUGCAGUUUGGAAAUAACGGUGAAGGUGCUGAGCCCUCUGCAGGAGGGCAGUUUGAGUCGCUCACGUUUGACAUGGAUCUGACCUCGGAGUGUGCUACCUCCCCCAUGUGAGGAGCCGAAAACGGAAAUUGCAGAGAUGUGACUGAGACACCUGCCCCGUGUUCCACCCCUUAAGCAGCCAACCCUCAGAUCAUCUGAAACUCCUAACUUUGUUGUUCCAGAUUUUUUUUUUUUUUUUUUUUAAAGU